Messenger RNA from Odobenus rosmarus divergens (Pacific walrus), 837 nucleotides. RefSeq names its product testis-specific Y-encoded protein 3-like. Gene Ontology annotation, biological process: nucleosome assembly. The record is from RefSeq and is a predicted model, not a curated record. The coding region runs from base 1 to 837 and encodes 278 amino acids. The transcript has 6 exons. Gene Ontology annotation, cellular component: chromatin; nucleus. NCBI's taxonomy places the organism in Eukaryota, Metazoa, Chordata, Mammalia, Carnivora, Odobenidae. Gene Ontology annotation, molecular function: chromatin binding; histone binding.
AUGGCGGCAGAGGCUGUGCAGGAGGCUGAGGCCUGGCAGUGCGGAGGCGAGGCCGCGCCGGGGGCGGAGUUGGUGUUCGUGGUGGAGGAUAUCAUGGCGGUGGUGGAGGUCGUGGCGGUGGAAGACGAGGAGGUGACUCAGGCAGAGCAGGACGAGAAGCUGCAGGAGCUGCCGCAGGAAGAGCCAGUGCUGGGACCCGAGCCAGCCGGGGCCCCAUUGGCCGCGCUCGAAGAUGUUCAGUUAGCGCUCAGCUCUGUGGAUGCCCAAGCUACCAGGGCCUACGUGCGGCUCAAGCGCAGGAGGAAUCAGAAGCGGAGUUCUCACCUGGCUCGCCGGAGGGCCAUCAUCCAGUGCAUCCCUGGCUUCUGGGCCCAGGCCGUAUCCUUCCUCCGGCUGGUGGGGCUUGGCUGCUGUGCAGGGGCACCGGGAGGAGGGCAGAAACAGAGCCACGGCCACGGCCAGGGCGCUGUGGGAAAGGACGUGCUCAGCUACAUGACCAAUUUGGAGGUGGAGGAAUUGUUCCAUCCUAAGUACCUCUGCAGGUUGAUGUUUUUCUUUGAGAACAACCCCUACUUCCAGAACAAAGUGAUCAUUAAGGAGUAUCACCUCAGCAUUACGGGGUACGGGUCGUCUCAUUCCACUCCCAUCCAGUGGCACCAGGAUUAUGAACGGGAGGCCUACAGUCGCAGGCACCACAACCCCAGUCUUAGCUUCUUCAACUGGUUCUCUGCCCACAGUUUUGCCGGGUCUAGCAGGAUAGCCGAGGUCAUCAUCGAGGACCUGUGGCCCAAUCCCCUGCAGUACUACCCGAGGCAGGAAGGCAGCCAAAGGGAAUGA